Anguilla rostrata (American eel) is the source of this 2094-nucleotide messenger RNA. RefSeq names its product mucin-2-like. The record is from RefSeq and is a predicted model, not a curated record. The transcript has a single exon. Bases 1 to 2094 code for a protein of 697 amino acids. Lineage: Eukaryota; Metazoa; Chordata; Actinopteri; Anguilliformes; Anguillidae.
AUGGAUCCAACAACAACAAGUGCUCCAACAACAGAAGCCCCAACCACCACAAGCCGUCCAACAACCACUAUGGCCCUGACUACAACAAGUGCUCCAACAACAACAGAAUCCCCUACCACAACAAGCCCGCCAACAACAACAAGUAGUUCAACAACAACAAAAGCCCCUACCACCACUAGCCCUCCAACAACAACAAAUGGUCCAACAACAACAGAAGCCCCUACCACCAGUAGCCCUCCAACAACAACAAUAGCCCUGACAACAACCAGUGCUCCAACAACAACAGAAUCCCCUACCACAACAAGCUCUCCAAUAACUACGGCUCCAACUACAACAGGUUCUCCAACAACAACAGUAUCACCUACCACAACAAGCUCUCCAACAACAACUACAGCUCCAACAACAACAAGUGCUCCAACAACAACAGAAGCCCCUACCACCACUAGCCCUCCAACAACAACAAUAGCCCUGACAACAACCAGUGCUCCAACAACAACAGAAUCCCCUACCACAACAAGCUCUCCAACAACUACGGUUCCAACUACAACAGGUUCUCCAACAACAACAGUAUCACCUACCACAACAAGCUCUCCAACAACAACUACAGCUCCAACAACAACAAGUGCUCCAACAACAACAGAAGCCGCUACCACCACAAGCCCUCCAACAACAACUAUGGAUCCAACAAAAACAAGUGCUCCAACCACAAAAGCCCCGACCACCACAAGCCCUCCAACCACCACUAUGGCCCUGACUACAACAAGUGCUCCAACUACACCAGAAAACCCAAACACCACAAGCCCUUUAACAACCACUAUGGCUAUGACUACAACAAUUGCGCCAACAACAACUGAAGCCCCUACCACAACAAACCCUCCAACAACAACUAUGGAUCCAACAAAAACAAGUGCUCCAACAAUAGAAACCCCAACCACCACAAGCCGUCCAACAACCACUAUGGCCCUGACUACAACAAGUGCUCCAACAACAACAGAAUCCCCUACCACAACAAGCCCGCCAACAACAACAAGUAGUUCAACAACAACAAAAGCCCCUACCACCACUAGCCCUCCAACAACAACAAAUGGUCCAACAACAACAGAAGCCCCUACCACCACUAGCCCUCCAACAACAACAAAAUCCCCUACCACAACAAGCUCUCCAAGAACUACGGCUCAAACUACAACAGAUUAUCCAACAACAACAGAAUCACCUACCACAACAAGCUCUCCAACAACAAGUACAGCUCCAACAACAACAAGUGCUCCAACAACAACAGAAGCCCCAACCACCACAAGGCCUCCAACAACAACAAGUGGUUCAACAACAACAGAAACCCCUACCACCAUUAGCUCUCCAACAACAACUACGGCUACAACAACAAGUGCUCCAACAACAACAGAAGCCCCAACCACAACAAGCCCUUCAACAACGGCUACGGCUCCAACAACAACAGAAUCCCCUACCACAACAAGGCCUCCAACUACAACAGGUUCUCCAACAACAACAGAAUCCCCUACCACAACAAGCUCUCCAACAACUACUAUGGCCCCACCUACAACAAGUGCUCCAACAACAACAGAAUCACCUACCACAACAAGCUCUCCAACAACAACAAGUGCUUCAACAACAACAGAAGCCCCAACCACAACAAGCACUUCAACAACGGCUACGGCUCCAACAACAACAAAUGCUCCAACAACAACAGAAGCGCCUCCCACAACAAGCCCUCCAACAACAACUAUGGCCCCAACUACAACAAGUUCUCAAACAACAACAGAAGCCCCUACCACAACAAGCCCUUCAACAACAACAAUAGCCCUUACAACAACCAGUGCUCCAACAACAACAGAAUCACCUACCAUUACAAGCUCUCCAACAACAACUAGCGCUCCAACAACAACCAAAGGCCCUACCACAACAAGCCCUCCAACGAGCACUAUAACUCCAUCUACAACUAAUGCUCCAACAACAACAGAAGCCCCUACAACCACAAGCCCUCCAACAACCACUAUGGUUCCAACUACAACAAGUGCUCCAACAACAACUGAUACCCCUACCACAACAAGCCUGUCCAUGACAACAAACCACUAA